This is a messenger RNA of Penicillium odoratum, 786 nucleotides long. RefSeq lists its product as uncharacterized. Lineage: Eukaryota; Fungi; Ascomycota; Eurotiomycetes; Eurotiales; Aspergillaceae. The record is from RefSeq and is a predicted model, not a curated record. The transcript is spliced from 3 exons. Bases 1 to 786 code for a protein of 261 amino acids.
AUGAUGGGUAGACUUAGGGAGUCUCUGGCUGGUCCGGGGUAUAUCAUCUUAAAUGUCGUCCGAGCUUUCAAUAUCAUCGUCUUUCUCGACCUAAUCGCUGCCUGUGUUGUCAUGCUGGUCAAGACCAAAACAACAAAUGGCUUUUUCUUUUUUCAAGCCGUCACCCAUGCCGUGGUAGCACUCAUCAGCAUCUUCCUGAUCAUCUCUGAGCUUCCCAUCCUUCGCGGUUACUUUAACCGUCAAUGGCCGCUAUUCGGCGAGGACGCUGGUUUCGUCACGCUGGCAGCGAUUAUGAUGAUCCUCGGAGUUGCAACACUAGGUAAUCUGAAUACCAUGAGCCAAAAGUCCCUCGGUCUGGCAUUUUGGCGCAUUGUCAUCUCAGCUGGUGUCCUGGCUAUGGUAAUGAGCGUAUUCAACCUAUUGACGACAUUUAUCUUUACCAAUCGCGAGGCAGGUGUCAGUGCACGACACAUUCGGGCAUACGGUGCGGUGGCUCCGCAAAAGGUGGUGAGUCGAACUAGCAGCCGCCGCUCAUUUCAGCUCAGUCUGAAGCGUGAAGACUCCCUCCCAACCUACACCCGUGAACGCGAACGUGAACCAGCCUUGAAGCGAGCAUCUCGACGGCUUACGGCGGCGGCGGGUCGCUUCCCUCUCAAGAUCUCAUCUCCUUUUCCCAACACUGCCAAUGUGAACGACGCCGCCUCGUCCAAGUACUCGCGAGAUUCGGCCGAGGUUCGGAUGCCCGAUCCUGCGCAUCAUCCGGCUUUGUACUCAGGACAUGUUUAG